Molecule: messenger RNA, 7353 nt
Organism: Epinephelus fuscoguttatus (brown-marbled grouper)
Lineage: Eukaryota; Metazoa; Chordata; Actinopteri; Perciformes; Serranidae
Gene: npffr2a
Product: neuropeptide FF receptor 2a
Exons: 4
Coding region: 235-1515 (426 amino acids)
Biological process (GO): G protein-coupled receptor signaling pathway; regulation of adenylate cyclase activity; regulation of cAMP-dependent protein kinase activity
Cellular component (GO): membrane
Molecular function (GO): peptide binding; opioid receptor binding; neuropeptide receptor activity
Source: RefSeq, a predicted model, not a curated record
CGCAUCUAAGCUGGACACAUGUGGCGCUUCGCAGCAACGCACAUGAAACUGUACUGAUAUUGAACCCAGUGGGAAACGGAGCUUUGACUCUUUCUUUUUCCCAUGCUCUGUCCUUGCGUCGUUUCUUGAUCCACGUAUGUCUUUAUUCAGAGGAAAGUGGACAUUUUUUACUUUUCUUUUCCUCGGAGCACACAGCCCGUCGCCAGCUUGAUUUGAAAUAAACCAAGGUUUAAAAUGAACGAAGGACUUGACAACAACUUGACUCAACUCUAUGACAACUGGACAUUUUACAACUCCUCCCUGGAGCCCAUCAUACCCAGGAACAACAUCACCUAUGUUGGAUUUUACCUUCAUCAGCCGUCCACAGCAGCCAUCUUCAUCGUGUCCUACCUGCUGAUCUUCCUCGUGUGCAUGGUGGGAAAUGGCGUGGUGUGUUUCAUUGUCCUGAGGAGCAAAAACAUGAGGACAGUCACCAACUUGUUUAUCUUAAACCUUGCUGUCAGUGACCUCCUGGUUGGGAUUUUCUGUAUGCCCACAACACUUCUUGACAACAUAAUAACAGGAUGGCCUUUUGGAAGCCUGGUCUGCAAAAUGAGCGGCAUGGUUCAAGGGAUCUCCGUGUCAGCAUCUGUCUUCACUCUGGUUGCUAUUGCUGUUGACAGAUUCAGAUGCAUUGUCUACCCAUUCAAGCAAAAGCUGACCAUAUCCACAGCCACCUUGAUAAUAGUCAUUAUCUGGGUUCUGGCCAUAUCCAUUAUGUGUCCAUCUGGGGUGAUGCUACAAGUCACCAAGGAGCAAACCAUUCGGGUGUUACUGGGGUAUGACAACAAAACGACCCCGUUUUACUGGUGCAGAGAGAACUGGCCGAACCAGGAUAUGAGGAAGAUUUACACCACUGUCCUGUUUGCAAAUAUCUACCUUGCUCCUCUUUCCCUCAUCGUGAUCAUGUACGCCCGGAUUGGCAUUACGCUUUUCAAAACAGCGGUCCCAACGGGAGGAAAGCCGGGGCACGACAACCGCCACACUGUGUCAAAGAAAAAGCAAAGGGUGAUUAAAAUGCUUCUAAUAGUUGCUUUGCUUUUCAUCCUCUCCUGGCUACCUCUGUGGACCCUCAUGAUGUUGAGCGACUAUGCCAGCCUGACUGAGCAGCAGUACAGGAUCAUCAACAUUUACAUUUAUCCCUUUGCCCACUGGCUAGCCUUCUUCAACAGCAGUGUCAACCCUAUCAUCUACGGUUUCUUCAAUGAGAAUUUCCGCAGAGGAUUUCAAGCUGUGUUUAAGAUCAGCCUGUGCACUGCGGACGGACAGCGGAGGAAAACCUACUCGCACAGGCUUCAGGGAAACUCCGUGCUGCCAGCUAAUAAUGCACCAACGUCCCUAGAGCCUAUUUCUCUCAACAGCCUGGAUAAGACCUCUUCCAGGCGACCCAAUCACGUCACUGAACAGGACUUGGUCAUGGAAGACCUGGAGAAGGCAUCAUGCAGCAGUGGUGGUGUGACCGCAGUGUCUAUUUGAGGUGACACAGAUAUAUUCUUCUUGGUGAUAAGCAAAGGUGUUCACUUAUCAAGAAAAAAUGUUUCUAUCUUUUGAACAUCGUUCCUCCACUGACUAUUCAUGUCUAAUUUGUCUGAGGCAAUUUCAAAACUGUCAAAAUAAAACAGGCAAAACAAAAGUACAAAAUUGGAUAAGAUUACACGUAAAGCUAUAAUUUAUCGUUUUGAGUGACCUGCGAACAAUAGAAACAAUAAACGCAGAAGGAUACCUCACAGUGUUUGCUCCUGAAAUAAAUACAUAUCCAAAACUAAUGUUUAAAUUGCCAACUUGGAAAGAAAAUACUGGUUGUCAACCUUUUCUUAUCACCUUUAAGCCACACAAUGUGUGUUGCACAUAUUGUGCCUCAUUAAAAAUGGCAGCAGGAUGUGCUGUUGAGAUUAUCAACAAAGGGAAAACAAUUUCGUUGGACUGCAUAACUUGCAUUGAUAACAGUCUACUGUCCUGCUCCAUGACGUACCUUAUAAAACCUGUAUGUAUAAAUGUACAGAGAUGCAUCAAACAUGUAUGUACAGUGAUGUCUGCAGAGCAGAUUUCAAAAGGGCUCUAACAACAAAUCAAAGACUUCAGCACAGCAACAGAAGUUGAAGUAACACUUUUUCAAGUAUCACAAUGGCCUUUUACACAACCACAUUUUUAUUUCAGAGAACAAAAUUCUUCAGAGGGAUGCUGAACUUGAUCAAGGCUUUUAUUUUGUUAGGAUGAUUUUCACAGCAGCAUUUCUGACGGACUGCAGAGAAUAAGCCCACCUACCUCUAAACUGUAGCCAUACCGUACUUUUUAAACGUAAUAACAACAAUGAACCCUUAGCAACGUAACUCAGUCUUAAGUAAGUCAGGAUUACAAAUUAUUUUACAGCUUUUCAGGCUACUUACAUUGCUGUAAUCUACAUUUCCUACUGAAUAGUUGAUUCUUGUGAGGAAAAUGUGAGGAAAUGUACCAGGCUUCUGUAGGGCUGCCCUCCAAUAGUCACCCAAAUGUUAGUCGACCAGAAAGGUCAUUAGUCGGGAAGAUUUCAUUGGUCACUUAGUCACAGAAAAAGAAGAAAAGAAAAAAAAGUGAACCUCUAUUAGGAGCUGUGCCUUGUCAAAAUAAAUCAAAACCUAUAUGACUGAACCAUGUGGGAAUUUAAUUUGAAAGGACAGACACAGGAAGUGGCCACGCACAGCAGUCAGACAGGAGUCUUGUUACAAACCAAUCACAGCCGACAGAUAUCUUUCCCUUCUGUAAAUAUUCAGUCUGAUGAAUACAGAAAAGUUGAUCAUUGAUCAUACAUCUGUCCCAUGGACGAUGGUCGACACACUUAUAAACAGGGCCUGGCAGAAGAUCAGCUCUGCACUUAGGAUUGCAGGUAAACAGGCUAUACAAUGCUUGUUAAACCUUGGACGCAACCUGCCACUAUGCUCUUGAAAGCUGGCACAAAAAAGGCACAAGAGCAGCACCCAGCGCCCGACCUUGCGUUUUCCAGGCGGUCAAAGAUGCAGCAUGUGUACGGCUCCUAAUUGCCAGGGCUGGUACCUGCGGUUAUUCCACAGGCUAGUUAAUAACAUGUCGGGCAGGAAAUCCAAAGUGUGGGAUCAUUUUGAGAAGGUGAAGGAUGAACCCAAGGUGAUAUGUAAACUCAUCUUCAUUGGUCGACUACAAACAUGACGUAUCAUCUGAAACAUGGAAGUAGCUACAUGCCCAUUAGCCCACAGCGUCAUUAACAGGCGGCUCGCUCAGUGUGUGACAUGCACUUGGAGAUAAAAUAUAGGCCUAUAUUAAUGAAGGUUCAUUAGUACGGUUUUGUAUUUCUCUGUAAUGUAGCACAGUGUUAACAAUGUUACUGAUACUAUUCUUUCUCACACCUUCAACUCAAAUCACCAAAAUAUAUCAUUUAAUAAUUAAAAUAAUAUUUUAAGCAUGCAAGUAACUAGUCAACAAAUGGCCCUAAAUGACGACCAUUGGUCGACUAGGAAAAUUCUCAGUCUGGGGCAGCACUAGUCUACUGAAACUGUUUUGCCAGCAGCUAAUGGCCUAUGAAAAGUGAAACAGAGGUCUUUAUCUUUUCAGUUUUUCUGAAAAGUUGAAACAUCCUUUGGGUUUUCUGUCUUCAUUAUGGGAUAACAUGGCAUCUGGCAAGUAGAUCUGAGCAUUUUUCCAUUUUAAUGAAGAAUAAUCACUAGCAUUUGGAGCAUAUGAGGCUCUGACAGCAUGCCAAUGGCUAAGAUUCAUUAUGCUGAUUAAAGAGUUAAUUUUAUGGUAGUGUAAUUACUGUAAUGUCGGGGACCACUUGUACCCUCUCACACCAGUCAGACUGUUGUUGCUGGUGCUUCUAAAAUUCAGGCCACAUGUCCCAGCUUCCUCUUGGACAAAAGUUUUUGCUUUCAAUUAACUGAAUGGGACUGAAAUAGUAAGGAUUAUUUAAAUCCACAUUUCACUGUUCCUGUGUCGGUUUUAGUUUAGUCUGCAGCUGACGAAAUACACCCUUCCACUGUUUUGUACCAUAAAGCAAUCCAAGCCUGAUUACCAGACUGAAUUGUGUUUGUAUUCACUUCAAUGACCUGGGCCCAGAUCCCAGUACACAUGACCCCAAAGCUCACUUUGUUAGAUCAGUGUGAAUACUGGUGCAGUAUGGAAAGCCGUGCCCUAGUCCGCUUGAAAAGGUCAUCUCAAGUACAGUUCAUAUUUACACUGAGUUGCAGCCAAAGGCCCCCGGAGCUUCUGCUGGCGGGAGGCAGAAAGCUUUGAGCUCGACAGCAGUGGCUUCUCCUCUGGCCAGCAACAGAGCUGCGUCUUGCUGCUCCGCCGGUCCCUGCUGAUGAUGGCCCCUGGAGCAGCAAUGCACUGUUUACAGCGUCCUUUGCCACACUCUAGCACAACAAAAAUGUCAUGUAGAUGAUGAUGCAAGUGUACUCAGGUAUGGAAUAAAAUUACUAAAGAAAGCUGAGUGUUGGGAAUGGAUGGCAAUGAGGGGGCUGGGGGCAAUUGUACUCAGGCACAGUACGAAUCAUUGUACCUAAUUUGUAAGCACCCUACUGUACGUCUUGCCUUGAGUCUGCUAGUUUUCUGUUUGAGAGGGGGAUGUAUUUGUUUUGCCGCAGCCAACAUCCUUUUUUAGUUGAGACAGAAGCUGGGGGAAGCAGUUACUGAGAGCGCUUAACAUUUGCAACAAUGCAAUGAUGAUUAAAGAAAUACACAGAUCUGUGAGUUGCUGUACAACAACCUUUUCAAGUGUGUCAGCCUCAUCCACACUUGUGGUCAUUGUUCUACCCAUAUAUAUGUCUGGCUAUGACCCAAGAAGGUGCCAUCCCUGUCCUAAAUCCAGGGCAUGCUGGCUCGACUGUGUUUCCAACCAAGGAAAACAACCAUCAAUAAGUACAACAAUGAAAUGCUACUAAGGUUUGGAACCAGGCUAAAGCAAUCCAGCAAAUAUUACUCCAGACCAGUGGUACACAAUGUGAGGUGUAGCACAGAGGCUGAUAGAAGCUGCUAAAUGUUUUUUCUGUUGGUCUGCUUUACUCCUGAGAUGAAAAAACAAACAGUUCGCACACUGCAGGGAUCCAGUGCUAAAGUUUUAAGCAUUAUUUGACGUUUUGAGCAUUAUGCUCUUCAUCAGACAGUUUUCUGCUUUACUCCUGGCAAUUAAACUAAUGUCUUACAAUUGAUGUGACAAUGAUUUGCUGGUGUGAAACUGCAAAACCUUUAAUUAUAAAGGUGUUACUUGAAACUGAAGAUCGUUAGUCUGAGUCACUUAAAAUUACUUCACCGUAGCCAUUUAAAUUAUGGCUUAUUUUAAUGAUAACACAGACAUUUAGGCAGGAAAUCGUGCACACUUUUGCACACAAAAGCAAAAGACCAAUUCUGCAAGUGACACGCAUGUUAAUGCUUUCAUUAUUUUUUUUUUUUAAACCUGUCUUGAAAAACCUUUGAGCUUAGAAGAGAACUGUGAUUCUGAUUGUGUGUGAGUGAACUACUUACAAAUUAUUUUUAUCUAGGCUUUUAUUCUGAAAUCUGCUCUGUAAACAUGUACAUAAAAGGUGUAAUGAUGCUGAAUUUAAAAUUAUUUGUUCAUGAAUAUCUCAUGAGCCUGUUACGAAUGUGCCAUGUAAAUCUGAAAGUGUUUUGCUGUUUGUUUUAUUUUUUGAACAGUCUUGUGCAGUUAACUCGUACAGUAAACGGGAAAACAGUGGGCAUGCAUCGGCCCCAAAACAUGUUAUCGUCCGCUGUAAGUAUUUGUGACUGAGUUUAAAGCUUAGAUAACAAGUGAUAAUGUGAAGCUGUCUUUGUGAACUGGCUAUUAGGGAAAAAUUCUUGCAGGGUAAUGAACCAGACAACCUUUGAGUCAAAGGUGUUUUACAUACUUUAAACAUCUAUUGUUGGUGUGGCGUUUAAUACAUUUUUAAAGGGGUCCAUUUGGAAAAUUUGUACAGCAAAGGUGUAAGAACCAGAAACAAUGCAUUUCUCUAACAACACAGUCAUGAACUAAUUUGAGAAUGAAGCUACAAAAAGCAAAGUGACAUGGUACAUUAUCUGGCAGCCAUACUGGAGCUUAGCGCUUCUGUCUUUUCAGUCGCAGUGUACUAGUGACACUAUUCUGUUCAUAGGAACCUUUACACCCCAAUUUUUUCUAGCGAGGACUCUCUGCAGCUUGUUGUUGCUCUCACCUGUUGUGAACACAAACAUCUUGCUUAAACAGACGAAAUAAAGAGCUGCGCUUCACAGAUAAUUAAGGUUAACUCAAUGAAAAACAGUGUCAGCUGUUCAGUGUGAGGCUGUGUUCAUACAUCUACAGAGAGACAAAAGGCAACAGGAUGUGUUGGAAAGCUGCUACAUAAGCAGCAACAAGUGGCAGAGGUUUCAAAACAGUUUAACAUCAUCUAAAGUGCAAGAGUAAAAACUCAAAGACAAACUGAUUGUGAUCUAUUCUAGGCAGUUUAAACAAAUACUUUUGUUUGCUUCACCUAAUUUAUCAUCAGUUUUUCUUUUGUGGCACAACCAGCUGAGUCAUACAUCAGUGCCAAUUCAGACAGAACUAAAUUUCCUAAUGGGUGCUGACAGCGGCAGUGUGAAAAUGAUGCACAAUUUGUUAACUGCAAGUGAUAGAUUGAGUAAACUGUUCUAUCUGCAAAACCCAACAGCUUUUUCUGGACACUGACAAAGCGCCAUACGGUAUCCAUAUAUCGUUUGCAGAUCUAUAGUACAAUUCAAUUUUCAAGUUGUAAGCCAAGUGUACACAGUGUCUGGCUGCACCACAUUUCAAUGUCCACUGGAAACGUUUCAGAAGUGGGACAUCUGUUCUUCAUGAGACGUGCUUUGCUGAUAUUAUUUUUGUUUUGCAAGCAUAAAUACAGCAGCUCAUUUAGAUGUGCUGACAGAUGCUGUUUGGUUGUACUUGAUUAUGACAACCUUUAGUUGAUUUUAUUUUUUUUUUCGUGUGGUUUUAAAUGUUAAUAAAGGCAACCUCCCGGCACAGCUGCUGUCAUUAACUUCUAAUUUUGUUUAUUUUCCAUGAUUAUUAAACAAUGAUAUCACCUGCAGAUCAGCAAAUUGGUAAUAGCUGCUGGUCAGCAUAUUGUGAUAGUUGAGCUGCCACAAAAUUUUAUACUUGGUUAAUUAUUGGACAACAGAAACAGAAAAAUAUGUAAGCAAGGACAACUAUAUUGUGAAUUCAACUGCACUAAAACACAGUAGGGCUGACAGAGCAGGAGAGGAUUGAAAUAACAUUUGGGCCACUCACUUUUCUCCAUCUGUCUCUCUGACUUCAUCAACAGAAAAAAGCGCACUCUGUGUGUGUGAAUAGAAAGUCAGAAACUAGCUAAA